Molecule: messenger RNA, 1278 nt
Organism: Fonsecaea nubica
Lineage: Eukaryota; Fungi; Ascomycota; Eurotiomycetes; Chaetothyriales; Herpotrichiellaceae
Exons: 1
Coding region: 1-1278 (425 amino acids)
Biological process (GO): regulation of transcription by RNA polymerase II
Molecular function (GO): RNA polymerase II cis-regulatory region sequence-specific DNA binding; DNA-binding transcription factor activity, RNA polymerase II-specific
Source: RefSeq, a predicted model, not a curated record
AUGGGAGCCCCAUUCCCAACACAUCACCACGAAGUAUACGAAGUAUACGGCAAUGUUGGAGAUUUUGAGCCUUCACACAUCAUGACCACCAGAACAUUUGACGAGCGACACAUGCAGCCAUCCUCUUCAGAACCCUCUCAUUUGCCAAUGUACGCAAGCCAGCAACAGGCGGAAGUCCACCCAUUGCUCAAGCUGGAGGAUCUGGACGAGACCGCCUACGAGGACCUGCAUGCACACCACGAGGACGUCUUCCCUACAAGUACCCAACUACAGCUUUGCGAUCUCGAACUUGAACCGACCUGGGCACCUCGUCAGCUAUAUCCGCAGUUUGUUGACAGUACUGUCGUACACACCCACGAUUUCAGUGCGCUCCCUCUGCUACCAUACAGCUCGGAUUCAGUGUCGCUCACGACAUACCCAUACUUCGAAGAGCAGAGUGCGUGGCCUUCAUCACCGGAAUACGGCCAGUGCCGAUCAUUCACCGCAACGGAGGAAGACGAAGAGGCAGGUGAUGACAAGCCGUACGCCAGACUCAUCUACGAAGCUCUGAUGCAGGCGCCGGGUCAUAGGAUGAUGCUCCGAGAGAUCUACGAAUGGUUUCGCCACAAUACCACCAAGCCUCGAGAGUCUGGAUCAAAUGGUUGGCAGAAUAGCAUUCGGCACAAUCUCUCCAUGAAUAAGGUUAGCGAAACACAUUCUGAUGACCACGCGCACCGCCGACUAACUCUGACACAGGCAUUUGAAAACGACAGGGACAGCGCCAGGGGGAACUCAAGGAAAGCAACUAGCGUCUGGAUCCUGACCGCUGAAGCGAUCGAGAACGGAGUGCAAUCCACGACCAGGUAUCGCAAGACUGGAGCUGGCAAAAAGCCACUGGGGGGUCGCACACCAGCCAUUCAACGUCAAAGAGCGGGAGCGAAAGGGGGGCGAGCAGCGCGACAUGCAGCCAAAAGGAAGUAUCAAGAGCAAGGUGCUCUGACUGACUCGACGGCAACCCCAAGCCCAUCGACCGCCUCAUAUUCCGAUUGCACCGACUACCAAAGCUUUGACUUCCACGAUCCCCGAUCCACUGUGAGAAGUUGGCCAAUGACCCCUGUGGAGCCGAAUCUGGCAGCCGAAGAAGCGAAUUUGCUCCGAUGUCUGUCCCCACAAGGCACCUUGGGUUUCAGGGCACAGCACAUUGGCAACGGAGAAGAGAACAUGCACUUGCAGAAUGCUCUCUUGCAAUCGAUGCGGGAUCAACAGCUGGAAGAACUGGUCAGAUUCCAUGCGGACUGA